AAGCAUUCUCUCGGAGAUGCGGGGCCCAUAUCCGACCAGGGAUCAGGUGCGCUCGUGAUUGGACGAGGGCAAUACCGUGGGCUCGAUGUCCUGGUGGCGACUGCCCUUAAAGGCAGGGUCGUUGUCGCGCGCGCCAAUCUUCGAAUUGCAAUUGAAACAGUCAGACGGAAAUUUCUCAACGCGCUACACCUGCUACACAGAAGAUGCUGCCAAUUUCCAACCUCGUAUUUGCAGUCCUUGCUGUUGGGAUGGUCACUGACAUGGCCGUAGUAGCGAACAUUCACCGCCGAUUUCGACGCCAGUCCGAAGGAGAUAACGGGGAGAUAAUCGACAACAUAUUCAACAUUCCGAUCACGGCAAUCAGGCAAACCGCAGCGGCCGCUCAAUCGAUUUAUCCAGAAGGCAGCAGCAGCAUCGACAGCGUUUUCAACAUUCCAGUAGCGACACUGGAAGCGGUUGGAAGUUUGGUGAAAAAUCGAAACGCAUUAGCUCAAAGACGGCCGAUGGAUUCGAUGCUGUCGGACUACCAAAAGCGUAGGAAAGAACGAAAAGACCGACUCCACGCGAAACGUCAAGGCCAGAGGUUACAACAAAACGAUCCAUUUGGUGUGAACGCCUUAACCGACCUUUUGGUCGGGGAUCGGGGCUUUUUUAGUGGACACGGUUCUUGGGGUGGUCACCUGCAUGACUCGCUUAGUGAACACUUGAGUAAUAAAUUUCAAUUUGGUAGUCAGUUAGUUAGUCACUUUGCUGGACACGGUAGUGCACAUGGCGGUUCGCACGGUGAUGGUGAUCAAGGGAACGACGAUCACGAUGAUGUCGGAGAAAAUGUGGCGAGUGCGAGCAGUAGCAGUAUCAGUGACAACGACGGCUACGAGGUGACGGAGGAGCCGGAAGAUAGGAGGAAGGGAUGGGGCAGUUGGUUCGACUUUGGUAAUAUUUUUGGAGGUCAAAGUUCAUCUUCGGCGAACAGAGAGCGGAAUAAGGUCGCCCCGCGUCCGGACAGAAGGAAAUACGGGAGAUACGAGGACCAAGAUGCUCCGUUGGAGAAUAAAAUCGCGCCGAAGAACAGCAGGACGGAUCACCGAAGAAACUACGCCUACGAUCAACGACCGUUGGAGAACAAAAUUGCGCCAAAGGAUGACCGCAGAUACUACCAAAGGAAGUACAAUUCCGAUCCCAGAAUACAAGACAGAGCAGCUCCCAGACAACGUCAAGCGCGUGACAGAUUCGUGUUCGAGCACAGAAGCUUAUGAGUUUUUUGGCUUUCGUCUCUAUGCUGUUUCACUUUUUUUUUUUUUUUUUCGAGACGCGUGAAAAUUUAAUCGACAUUUCAAUCGGCACUCGUUAUCGGCCACUUUUUCGUAACGAAUUUAAGCGUCUUUAACAACGCUAUAACAUUGUGCUCGAUAAUUAUUUAUGAAUCAUUUAGCACGUAUUAAGCUAAUAUUUUAUCGCAAAGAAUUUCAUAUUUAUUAGAAUAACGGUUUCGUCGUUUGUCCUGUAUGCGUUACCAUGCAAUUGCGAUUAAUACAACCAUUUGACAAUAAUUAGCGCGCGAGUCGUCUCAACAAAUCACUUUAGAGACCAUCUCUAAUCAAAUCAAAUCAAAUGAGUAUACGUUGUCUUACAAAAAAAAGAUGAUGAAUGAAGACGACCUAUACACCCAAUCAGAAUAGGUAUGACCAUAGAUCUAUGGUAUGACCAUUUUUUCCGUUUCGAAUCCACAGUCCACGACAAUCUUUCUUUCUUCGCGUGGUAUGGCAACGCAUGCCGGGUACUCUCGCCAGUUGUACAUAAAAUGUAAUUGUAUCAUAAGUUUUCAUUAUAAACCAUUAUGAAAA
This is a messenger RNA of Athalia rosae (coleseed sawfly), 1844 nucleotides long. RefSeq lists its product as uncharacterized. The record is from RefSeq and is a predicted model, not a curated record. NCBI's taxonomy places the organism in Eukaryota, Metazoa, Arthropoda, Insecta, Hymenoptera, Athaliidae. The transcript is spliced from 5 exons. The coding region runs from base 204 to 1256 and encodes 350 amino acids.